UGUUAGCGAGUUAGCGGUCUGCUGUGCACAUCAACCAAACGUGCUCUGUGACACAGACAGUUACAGGAAACAGCUGAUGUAGGAAGGUAACCUGAAGUCAGCUGCGCAACAGAAACAAGACCGUCCAUGAUCGCCCAGGGAUUUAAAAAACAUUAGCAAGCCAGCUACUUAGAAAUGAGCAUGAGGGACGCGGAACUGAAGAUACAUUUCACACCCGGACACGUAGAGCUAGUGCAGGAGAGCAUUGACACUCCGUUUAAGCGCGUGCUGGUGACUGGUGCCACGGGUCUCCUCGGGCGCGCGGUCUAUAGAGAGUUCCAGAACAAUGACUGGCAAACCCUGGGCUGUGGCUACAGCCGGGCACGGCCCCGAUUCCUCAAAUGCAAUUUGAUGGACGAAGAUGCUGUGCGUGGGAUUAUACAUGAUUUCCAGCCCCAUGUGAUCGUACACUGCGCGGCGGAGCGGAGGCCGGAUGUUGUGGAGAGGCACACGGAGGCCGCCAUGAACCUCAAUAUCCACGCGUCCGCCACGCUGGCGAAGGAGGCAGCGGGGAUUUUCCUCAUCUACAUCAGCACGGACUACGUGUUCGACGGACGCAACCCGCCCUACGGGGAGAACGACGCUCCGAGCCCACUGAACAUGUACGGGAAGUCCAAACUGGAGGGAGAGAGAGAAGUGCUGAGGCACAACCCAAGUGCAGCAGUGCUGCGCGUGCCCAUCCUGUACGGGGAGGUGGAGCGGGUGGAUGAGAGUGCGGUGACGGUUCUGUGGGACCGCGUGCAGGAGGGGGCGGAGAGCUGCACCGUGGACCACUGCCAGCAGCGCUUCCCCACCUACACCGGCGACGCGGCGCGCGUCUGCCGCCUCAUGGCCGAGAGGAGGCUGCAGGACCCGUCGUUGCGGGGGAUCUUCCACUAUUCUGGGAAGGAGCAGAUGACCAAGUACGAGAUGGCGUGCGCCAUCGCCGAUGCCUUCAGCUUACCCAGCAGCCACCUCAUACCGCUGACGGAGCAGCCGGCGGGGGCGGGGGCGCAGAGACCCCAGAAUGCUCAGCUGGAGUGCUCGCGGCUGGAGUCGCUGGGUUUGGGCGUAGAGCCCACGCCCUUCAGGACGGCCAUACGCGACAGCCUCUGGCCCUUCCUGUACGACAAGCGCUGGCGGCAGACCGUGUUCCACUGAGGGGCCCGGGGGCCAGGGGCCUAUCUGUUUGCCGGGGGGUGGUGCCACCCAUUUACAGCGUCAUAUUCCACCCCAGCACCCCCCCCCCCCCAAGACUAUUACUGUGGCUCCUUUUUGAAUUUACUCUAAUGCGAUUGUAAGUGAAUUGAACCAUGGCUCGCUGUCUCUCUGACCGUCUCUGCUCUCUGCUUUGUGAGCUCACUCCUAGGUUUUCCUGCUGGCUGCAACAUUUCAGAAUAAAUAAUGGCACGUAUUGCGUGGGGUCCAGGGUUGGUUUCUCUCUGGUAUUAACAUUCCCCCAACUGCAGGCUCAGUACUCUCCUGAUAGCUCCUGCCAACGACCCCAGUUUUCUUUAUUUUGAUUGUUUUUUUGUUUUUUUUUUCAUUUAAAGUCGUUUUUUAUUUGAAAGCAGUUAGCUGAAACACUUUGGGUCCAUUUUGUUUUUUUUUCCUGACAGAUCCUGAAGUUGUUAGAUGCUUUGAUGAUGGGGACUGUGUCAUUUUUUUUUACAAAUCAGGCUUACAGUAUUGAGUCUUUUUUUGUUGGUAUAGGAUGUGGAAAUGGUUUGAUCUUUGCUGAAGAGUUUUUUAUUCUGACAAUUUUGGAGUUCCAUUUGUUUCCUUUUGGAUUUCAGUAUAAAUACGUUUUAAACUGAAUACGUUCUUGCUCUGCAUCUAUAGCACACUUUCAGGUUAUACGAAAACACAAAAAAGAGCACAAAUGGAGUUCUCACACUUUUUCUAGAGCAGGGUGUCCAGUCAUAUUCCAAAGGGCCAGUGUGGGUACAGGUUUUUUUGGCCUGGCACAUUGACACCUGAUUCAAUUAAUUAACUCGUUGCGGCCUUCAAUCAAGACCAUGACAAAUAGAAUCAGAUGUCUUGGGCUGGGCUGAAACAAAAACCUGCGUCUGCAACAGCCGUUUUUAUUGGACACACCUGCUCUAGGUAAAUGGCAAUGAAUUUGUACUGACGGCUAAACAUGUCGACGAAAUGUUUUGGACACGUGCCGUUGGUUUGCGUGAUGACCUAAAGGUGUGCAUUUUUUCAGAGCCUACAGUAGUUUAUCGCUAGAGGGCAGCAAAACACUAAAGGUGAAGUGCUGUCUUCAAAUUGAAAUUUAAUUAGGUCUGACCGUGAAGAACAUUAAUUUGCACUGUCAGUUUUGUUUUCUGUGAACUGUUGCUGUAUGGGAGUGUCGUAGAUUCUUCUGAUGCUUUGAGAUGUUCAAAAAAUCUUUUAUGGUAUUUGUCAGAAGAGUCCUUGGUAUACAUUCAAUAAACUAUAAGGGAAAACAGUA
Molecule: messenger RNA, 2476 nt
Organism: Anguilla anguilla (European eel)
Lineage: Eukaryota; Metazoa; Chordata; Actinopteri; Anguilliformes; Anguillidae
Gene: mat2b
Product: methionine adenosyltransferase II, beta
Exons: 7
Coding region: 175-1179 (334 amino acids)
Biological process (GO): S-adenosylmethionine biosynthetic process
Cellular component (GO): methionine adenosyltransferase complex
Molecular function (GO): methionine adenosyltransferase regulator activity
Source: RefSeq, a predicted model, not a curated record